Sinocyclocheilus grahami is the source of this 411-nucleotide messenger RNA. Its product is annotated as barrier-to-autointegration factor-like. Gene Ontology annotation, cellular component: condensed chromosome; nucleus. The coding region runs from base 118 to 390 and encodes 90 amino acids. Gene Ontology annotation, biological process: chromosome organization. Lineage: Eukaryota; Metazoa; Chordata; Actinopteri; Cypriniformes; Cyprinidae. Gene Ontology annotation, molecular function: DNA binding. The record is from RefSeq and is a predicted model, not a curated record. The transcript has 2 exons.
UUCGGCUAUUAAGAAAUCAAACCUUCUAACAUAAAUGUUUUUGUUCUGUUUCUCUGCCUUAUGCCACUGAAGAAAGUCAACUUGAAAUCCCACAACCCUCUCUAAUACAAAUGAACAAUGUCGUCAACAUCACAAAAACACAAGGACUUUGUGGCAGAGCCCAUGGGGGAGAAGUCUGUGAUGGCACUUGCAGGAAUCGGUGAAGUUCUUGGAAGGAGAUUGGAAGAGAAGGGCUUUGAAAGGGCAUAUGUUGUUCUAGGACAGUUCUUGGUACUGAGGAAAGAUGAAGAGUUGUUUCGGGAAUGGUUGAAGGAUACUUGUGGAGCCAACAUUAAACAGCAAGGCGACUGUUAUAGCUGUCUGAGAGAGUGGUGUGACUCUUUCCUGUAGUUGACUUUUUGUUGUUGUUGU